Schistosoma spindalis is the source of this 621-nucleotide messenger RNA. The record is from the annotation of a GenBank genome assembly. Lineage: Eukaryota; Metazoa; Platyhelminthes; Trematoda; Strigeidida; Schistosomatidae.
AUGUAUUUUGCACAUACAGGUGAAAAUUUCUCUGAUCAAGUUUUACCGCCAAGUUUAUCGACAACAUCAACAAAUGGUAAACUACGACCUUAUGCUAUUUGUGCACCAACUCAAAUUAAUUCAAUUGCACAAAAAUUUUAUACCGAUACAUCUAAACAACCUUCAAAUAUUAUAUUUGAUUCAUCGGCCAGACUACCAACAACAGGAACAAGAGCGACCAGAACAACAUCGAUUAGUACUUGUGAUAACACAAAUACUAAUUGUAACAAUACUAACAAUCAGAGUACAAAUUAUUCACACUGUAUCACUACAAAUCCUAUGCUCAGAUCUGCAAAUUAUGAUAUGUCAAGAUUUACAUUACCUAUAGAUAAGAACAAUAAAUCAUUCAAAUUAAAUGAUGACACAUCAGAUUUCCUAGUGAAUAAUACAUUCAAUUCAAAUAAUCCUAUGCUCAAUAACACCAGUAAUCAUCAUAUUAAUACACUUAAUUCAACUGUUAAUUGUAAUUCCAGGGAUAAAGUAAAAAAACGCCGUAAUCGAACCACUUUUACAAGUCAUCAACUAAAUGAGAUGGAAAGAAUAUUUCAGGUGAUUAGUGUUUUAAUAUCACCAUUUUUAUAA